Messenger RNA from Coniosporium apollinis CBS 100218, 741 nucleotides. RefSeq lists its product as uncharacterized. The record is from RefSeq and is a predicted model, not a curated record. The transcript has 2 exons. The coding region runs from base 1 to 741 and encodes 246 amino acids. Lineage: Eukaryota; Fungi; Ascomycota; Dothideomycetes.
AUGAGUGCCAUACAAAACAGUGGAUGCUCCGAUUCCAAUCAAAAUCCUCAAGGCUCCGUAUGUAGCGGUCACGGAGCUCUGUCCAGCAGUACAGCUGCCGAUGGGCCGCCGACCUAUGAUACCAGCGAGAGGUUUACCGCCGCAGGCAGACCCUUCCACCCUGAAUUUAACCCUUCGACAACAACCCCCAACCCCGUCCCCGCCGAGGCCGAGCCCGGGAAACAAGGCUCCAAGUACGCGCACUGGGGCCACUGGCGCUUCAGCGACACCGACAUCAUCGCCGUUCCCGUGAAAGUGCCCCGCGACAAAAGCAGCUUCAAAGGCAAAGCGGCCGCCCUCGGCGCGCUGCUACAAGGCGAGUCCGCAGACUAUGAGCUCAAGACGAUCAGCAUGACGCGGAAGGAGUACCUGGAGCACUACGCCAUGGACGCCGAGGGGAAGUACAUAGGGACUGGGCCACCGGGCUAUGGACUUGAGGGGCACGGAGUGGUGUUUGACCAGGACUUGAAGGAUGUGGAUGCGGCGGGCAGGAAGAAGAAUAGGAAUAGGGACAUCUUCUUAAACAAUGAUACGAUUUUGCCGGGAUGGGUGUGUGAUCUGGGGAAUAAGCAGCUGGAGAAGAGGGACGAGCGGAGGAGGAGCGGGAGUAGGAACGGUGCUGCUGGGGGGAGCAGAGGGCGCGGAGCUCUGCCGGCGCGGGAGGUGCCUAAAGGCCAAACGGGACGUGUAUGUUAUCGCUGA